Leptonychotes weddellii (Weddell seal) is the source of this 993-nucleotide messenger RNA. The record is from RefSeq and is a predicted model, not a curated record. NCBI's taxonomy places the organism in Eukaryota, Metazoa, Chordata, Mammalia, Carnivora, Phocidae.
UGGAAAUGCGCAAUGAGAGCCCCAUGGCUCUUAGAAGAAGCACCAUUUGGGAAGCAAAAUGGGGUAGUGGCCAGUGUUCUGGACUGGAAAUUUGCAAAGCUGGGUUCUCAUUCUGGCCCUACACUAGGAAAUUAUGUGAAUUUGGGCAUGAUACCUCACCAUUCUCAUCUGUAAAGUGAAAAUACAGAUGAACUGUUAAGUUCCUUUGUACUUCCCGAGUUCUGGUGCUGGUAUUUCUGUGUGAAGUUUGGCUGUGCACACCAUGUGUUGGGGACCUGAGAUCAUCUGGGUAGCAAGUAGGCUGAUGGCUCAUUGGAAGAACAUCAUUUUCUUGAAUGCUCAUUGCCUUUGUCUCUUUCCGUAGCAUUGAGAAGUUCUGUGCCGAAGGCAUCUCACUGUUAGGAAUUCUGGUCCAGUCGAGGCAUUUGAGAACAGUGGUUCAUGUCCUGGAUAAGAUCCUGCCUUUGUUCUACCCUGGCCAGUAUUACCUUCUGAAGAACGAGCAGUUUCUGUCACACCUCCUCCUGUUCCUACACCUGGACAGUGGUGUCCUUCAGGGUGUCACACAGCAGGUCACCCACAAGGUGGCACAGCACCUGACAGGAGCCAGCCAUGGGGACAACGUGAAGCUUCUCAACAGCAUGAUCCAGGCCCACAUAUCCGUAAGCACGCAGCCCAAUGAAGUGGGCCCCGUUGCCGUGUUGGAGUUCUGGGUUCAGGCUCUAAUAAGCCAGCAUCUUUGGUACCGAGAACAAGCCAUCCUCUUCCUCAUGGACCAGUUGUGUAAAACAGCUUUUCAGCUGAUGCAGGAAGACUGUGUGCAGAAAUUACUUUACCAGCAACAUAAGGAUCUGUGGAUGGAGUAUUUGAACAUGGAGCGCAUACAUUAUGAGUUCCAGGAAACCGUUGGUCUGUGGACACAGGCCACACUGGAAUCCCAUUCUCCGCCCUGCAGCUUGUCGGUGCAGCUGGACGUCACUAAUCCUUUGUUGG